AUGCAAGUUCACUAUAAGGAUAUCGGACAUUUGUUAACCAAUUAUUCCGCGGUAAACUCUAUUGCCUCGUUACGCUUUUGUAUCGCGAUUGCCACCUUAGUGCAUACUAGUCCUACGAAUUAUAUAUUUCCGGAAAAGAAGAAGCCGAAUUAUAUGACAGACAGAUACGACUCUGGGGUGUGGAGUCUCAAAAUAGAUUAA
Trichobilharzia regenti is the source of this 201-nucleotide messenger RNA. The record is from the annotation of a GenBank genome assembly. Lineage: Eukaryota; Metazoa; Platyhelminthes; Trematoda; Strigeidida; Schistosomatidae.